AUGACUUUCUCACGCACUCUCAAGGCCUUUACGGCCAUGUCUUCCCUGAAUCAUUUCAAUUUACACCGCCUCGCUCACACCAAUGCUGACCAGAAUCUGGUCCUGGCUGACUGCGGCAUUGGUUCCAACCCAGAGAACCUGACCUGGUCCACCUCCCGCCAGAUGAACUGGUACCGAGGUGCCAUCUGGUCUACUCCGGCCGAGACCGAUCCUGCUCCUCCUGACAUGGUUGCCGAGAUGCCCUACAAUGACGGCAAAUAUCCCUGGAACUACGAGGGUGCCUCUGCAACUUUUUCAAAUGGUGAUACCUGGUCUGCCUGGAUCGAAGACGGCACUCCGGAGCUCUUGCGUGCCGGCAAGGCCAUGAGCACCAAGGAUGGCGGUACCACUCUAUGGUGUUACACUUACCGCGGACGCCCCAUCAGUAUGAGUGCUUCCGGCAACUCUACUUGCGUCUCAGCUUUCAUCUGCAACCAUCUUGAGACCGGUCCAACUCCCUGGGCAAGAAUUCCUGGCGUCUGGGUGCCUACAGACAACGGGACCGCCUCAACAGGUGGUACCAACAACCCCUCAGACGUAGGAAGAACUCUUAGCGUCAAGGUAGAAGUGAGCCCCCGUCCUGCCAUCUGGUACGGCACCAUUGCACAUUUCCUGAGCAGUAUCCUCUUCACCACGGACGGCUAUUGCAGCCCAUACUCUUUCUCGAACCGUCUCAACUCGACUGUUACGGCCCAUUGUCAAGGCACCAACGCUACUCCCCUUAACUUCUUGCCUGUCUUCUUCAACGCACUUAAGAAUCUUGGUACCGUCCCAGGCUCUGAUGGCUACUUCGUCUACAACCAUGGGCCAGCCCCCUUUGCCAAUGAUACCUCUGACGACACCCUCACUCUACCUACAACGUUCAACCUCACAGCAUACGACAUGGCUACUGGUGAGCUCAAGGGCUUCAUUGGGUACGAAGUACACUGGCCGGAGCCCGGUAUGGGAAUCCACUGCAGCGAGUGCAACGCCACCAAAUUCAACGAAGAAUACAACACCGCCAUUGCCUCCGCUUUCGAUGUACUUUACCCAGCGUACUCCGAGGUUGUCAUCGAGAGCAACUGUACUUUUGCUACACUUUGUUGGUAG
Molecule: messenger RNA, 1128 nt
Organism: Colletotrichum acutatum
Lineage: Eukaryota; Fungi; Ascomycota; Sordariomycetes; Glomerellales; Glomerellaceae
Exons: 1
Coding region: 1-1128 (375 amino acids)
Source: RefSeq, a predicted model, not a curated record